This is a messenger RNA of Vicia villosa (hairy vetch), 1686 nucleotides long. RefSeq lists its product as uncharacterized. The record is from RefSeq and is a predicted model, not a curated record. Bases 1 to 1686 code for a protein of 561 amino acids. Gene Ontology annotation, molecular function: protein dimerization activity. The transcript has 6 exons. Lineage: Eukaryota; Viridiplantae; Streptophyta; Magnoliopsida; Fabales; Fabaceae.
AUGGUGGAUAAGGUUUACAAAUUACAAACAAAGUUGCUGCAAAAGUCACAAGAAGUUAGCAUUGAAGAUAAUAAUUCUACUGCCAAUAGUUGUUUAAGUGGAAAAGGGAAAAGUCAGGUGGAGAUAACACCUAAGGAUAUGUUCAAAAGAGGAAUCACCAGGUCUGAAGAGUUUCAAAAAAUGUUUGAAUCUGCUAUAAAACAUGGUAUAGGAUUUAAGCCACCAACCUAUCAUGAAAUUAUAGUGAAGAGGAGAAGGACUAUACUGAAUUUUUUGGUGAAUAGUCCUAAAGGAACUGUUUUUUUGAAGUCUAUUGAUGCAUAUGAUAUAACUAAGACAACUGGUAAGAUUUUUAAGAUGAUAGAUGAUAUUGUUGAAGAGGUUGGGGAAGAAAACGAUGUCCAAGUUGUUACCGACAAUGCUGCCAAUUAUAAAGCAGCAGGGGAAUUGUUGAUGGAAAAGAGAACAAAGUUGUAUUGGACACCUUGUGCUUCCCAAUGCAUUGACUUGAUGUUGGAAGAUUUUGAGAAUAAAAUACCUCUCCAUAAAGAUACAAUUGCUAAGGGUAAAAAGAUCAUAACUUAUAUUUAUGCAAGAACAAGUCUUAUUUCUUUGUUGCAUAAGUUUACUAACAAUGCUGAUUUGAUUCGACCUGCAAUGACUCGUUUUGCCACUUUUUAUUUGACAUUGGGAUGUUUGAAUGACCAUCGAGGUGAACUAAUUAAUAUGUUCAAUUCGAAAGAAUGGAAGACUAGCAAAAUUGCAAAGAGUAAAGAUGGAAUCAUUGUGGAAGAGAUUGUGUUGGAUAAGUUGUUUUGGAAGAAUGUUUUGAAUUGUAUGAGGAGCGCUUUCCCACUUAUUAGAAUGUUGCGUAUGGUGGACUCCGAUGAGAAGCCGGCCAUGGGAUUUAUUUAUGAAGAAAUGGAUCGGGCGAAAGAGAAGAUUCGGUUAAGCUUUAAUGGGAUUACUAAGAGCUACAAUCCCCUUUGGAAGAUAAUUGAUCAAAGGUGGGAUAAGCAACUUCACAGGCCAUUACAUGCUGCAGGCCUUUAUUUGAACCCCAUCUUGCGUUUUGCUCCGGGAUUCACUAUUGAUAAUGAAGUUACAAAUGGCUUGAUUGAUCUUCAACUUGGGGAUUUCAAAGGAAAAGCUGGAUCUUUUGGUAGUGAUUUUGCUACAUUUGCACUUCAAACUAAAAUACCAACACAAUGGUGGGAUUCUUAUAGAGGCGGUCAUCCUGAAUUGCAGUGGUUUGAUUUCAGAGUUCUUAGUUUGACAUGUAACUCAUCUAGAUAUGAAAGGAACUUGAGUACUUUUGAAAGGGUUCAUACUAAGAAGAGGAAUCACUUAAAGCAAAACACGAUGAAUAAGGUAGUUUUUGUGAUGACUAACUCAAAAUUGGGGAAAAAGAAGAACAAGAGAAAGAAUGCUAACUAUGAGGUUGAUGAAAUUGAUUAUGAAAAUGAAGGGGAAAAGUGGAUCGCGAAUGUGGAGGAUAAUGAAGAUGAUGAAGAUAUUACACUUGAUGCUGGAGAAGAUGCUAGUGGUGUUAUUGGUGAUGAUUUAGAUGUUCCUUCCAUUGUUGAAGAUGAUGUCAUUGAAGUGGAAGAGAAUGAGGAUGAGAAUGAGGAGGAAGAUUUAUAUGACUAUCAUGAUAUAAGAAUGCAUAAUAUCUUAGAUGAUUAG